GUGACCGUGCUUUGGCCGUGUUGUUAAGCGCUUGUCCGCAGCUUCCUGGGUCGCUGGAGACCGGGAGGCUGUAGGCGUGGAGAGGGGUGUUUUUGUAGCGAUCUGACCUUUCUAAAUUUUCCGGAGCCGCGGUUGUUUAAAAGCCCGAGGGCCAACCUUGAGAGGGGCCAAGCUGGUAGCUCUCCUCUCUUCUCCGAGUUUGCGACUGCCGGGUCCAAGAUGAACAAAGUCUGUGCGAUUUUUGGGGGCUCGCGGGGCAUUGGCAGGGCGGUGGCCCAGUUGAUGGCCCCGAAGGGCUACCGACUGGCUCUCAUCGCCAGAAAUCUGGAAGCGGCCAAGGCCGCCGCCGCCGAGCUCGGCGGAGAUCAUUUGGCACUCAGCUGUGAUGUUGCUAAAGAACAUGAUGUUCAACAUACAUUUGAAGAGAUGGAGAAACACUUAGGUCAAGUGAAUUUCCUGGUAAAUGCAGCUGGUAUUAACAGGGAUGGUCUUUUAGUGAGAACAAAAACUGAAGAUCUGGUCUCUCAGCUUCAUACCAACCUCUUGGGGUCCAUGCUGACAUGCAGAGCUGCCAUGAGGACUAUGAUUCAGCAGCAGGGAGGGUCCAUUGUCAACGUGGGAAGUAUUAUUGGCUUAAAAGGCAAUUCUGGCCAGUCUGUUUACAGCGCCAGUAAAGGAGGAUUAGUUGGAUUUUCACGUGCUCUUGCCAAAGAAGUAGCAAGAAAGAAAAUUAGAGUGAAUGUAGUUGCACCAGGAUUUGUUCGCACAGAUAUGACGAAAGACUUGAAAGAAGAGCAUUUAAAGAAAAAUAUUCCUCUUGGGAGGUUUGGAGAAACUAUUGAGGUGGCACAUGCGAUUGUAUUUCUUUUAGAGUCACCAUAUAUUACAGGGCAUGUUUUAGUAGUGGAUGGGGGCUUACAACUUGCAAUAUAAUUUAUAGGUUAUUCAGCUAUCAUGGUAGUUAUCUGUCUAUAUCUGGCCAUUGAUGAGAUAAUCAAGCCUACAAGAGUGACAUUUGCUGAUCAAACCUAUUGAUGCUACAUAUGUUGAUUUCUUUUCAUAAAAAAUCUAAAAAGGAAAAUGUUUUCUAAAGGGUGUGUAUCAUCUACUUUUGGUUAUUUGGUUAUUUUAUAGGUUAUAACAAGACUUUUGAAAGUGAUAUGUGGUAUUUAUAUAUUUUGCCUGAAAAGAAAAAUUAUAUUGCCUAAUUAUGAGGAAUUAUUUCAUUAUAUUAGGCUGAGUUUUCUGUAAGUUAACCUUUUUUUGGGCUGUUGCCAAAAUAGAAGAGUAUUUGCAGGACAUUGAUUAGCUGUCCGUAUCUUUGCAACCCUAGUAAAGCUGAAUGUUGUAUUCCUUUUGCAUAUGCUUAGGCAGUCAAUUUUUAUACAGGUUGAAGCAGUUAGGACCAGUUAGGGUAAGACAUGAAUUGAAAAUUGAUUUCUUAGAGUGAUACUAUUCUUGAUUAAGCAACUGGGCAAAAUAAUUUGAAUAAUUAAGUGUGGUAUCAGUUAACCUCUUUAACAGAAAUUCUCAAAGGUGAUGAGGAUUAAUCCUUACCUUAAAGUUUUAACAUUUGAUACAAUAAUGAGCUGCAUAUACCUCCUGAAAUUUGAAAAUCGCUUUUUACCCAUAAAAAACUAAGUAUAACAUUAAAGUGUUUACAAUGGAAAAUGCUUAUUGAAAAUGAAUGCAAAAGUGCUUAUAGUAUAAUCUAGAUAUACAUGUAAAAAAGCAGGGAAAGCCCUAGAGAAAAUAUGCCAAAUACCAUAGUUUUCUAAUGUGCUGGAAUCAUAUGUAUGUAUUUUUUUCUUUUGACUUUCUGAAUCUUUUACAACUAUUCAUUUUUUUUUUUUUACUGAUGUCAUUGUAUAAAAAACAAUAACUUUGAGAUGAGAAACAAAGUACAAUGAGACUAAAAAAAAAAAAAACCUUCAGUGUAGUCAGCUACUUAAUGUAAGAAAUAAUAACAUUUUCGGGGCUGGUGUUGUAGUGUAGGUGGUUAAGCUGCUGCUUGCUGUGCUGGCAUCCCAUGUGAGUGCCAGUUCAAGUCCGGGCUGCUCUGCUUUUCAUCUACCUCCCUACCAAAGAGCUUGAGAAAAUAGCAGAAGAUGGUCUAAGUGAUUGGGCUCUGUCUGGUUGAAGACUUGUACGGAGUUCCCGGCUCCUGGUUUGGGCCUGGUACAGCCCAGGCUGUUGUGUCCAUCUGGGGAGUGACUCAGCAGGUGGAAGAGCUCUCUCUUGCCAUCCCUUCCUCACUGUCUGUAAUUCUGCCUUUCAAAUAUAUAAAUAAAUAAAUGUUUAAAAAUACCAUUUUAAAAGUUAACGAUAUUUUGUAUUAAGUAUAUUAAUGAUUUUUAACCUAAAAAUUUAGAAAGUUAUAAAAAAGUAUAAUAAACAAUAACCUAAAAUAAAUAUGAAAUAACAGUGAAUUAAAUGUCUUUACAAGAAAUAGUUACAGAAUUAGUCUUUAAAGAGAGUAUUUGCCUAGGAAUAGAGGUAAAGACUAACUGAAUAUAAACUAUCAGCAUUUAUUUUGCUUUGAAAUCCUGUGGGAAAUAGUGUGAUAUUUUCACUGUUACUGGAUUUGUAUUGAUUUUUAUUUACUUGAGAAGUAUUUUAAAUCAUUCAUUUUAAAAAUUAAUCUUUUUAUGUGUUGUUUGGAGAUGAACAUUAUUUUAUCUAAGCCAACAAUUUUAUGUUGAAAGUGCAAAAAUAUGAAUAUACCAAUAAAUUUAAAGUAAUAAUAUCAGAGCUAGGUUCUAAAUCAAGAUUCCUGACAUGUCAUUUUAAAUUUAUUUUUGAAAUAAUAUAGAUUAAUCUGUCCAGGAUGUAAGAAGGUUAUGGGUGAAUAAAAUUACUAAUAUUAGGCAAAUUGUCUGCUAAAUGCAAGGCAUGUUAAUGAAUUUAUCAGGUAGUGUGAGUUCCAGGCAUAUAGAGGAGACGCGCCACUCAAAAUCAUUUCAAAUGUGGAGCUUCUAAGAUAGGAGAUUUAUUUAUGCAGCUCUAGAAUAGGAGGUUUGUCCAGAGCUGUCUCAUCUACUGACCUUUGGCUGGCUGUGGUUUUCAUUAUGGUGUUCUACCCAGGCUUGAGUUCCCUUCUCUUGAUACUUCUUGUUCUCCAGUCAUCACUGAGGAGUUGAUUCGAUUGUUGAUUAGUAAGAAAGCAUAUUGCACUGAACAUAGGAACACUAAAAUGUGGAUUAAAGAUGUGUGUAGGGGCAGCGUUGUGGUGUAGCAGGUAAAACUGCUGCCUAUGAUGUUGGCAUCCCAUAUGGGCGCUGGCUGCUCCACUUCCUGUCCAGCUCCCUGUUAAUAGCUUGAGAAAAGCAGCAGAAGAUGGCCCAAGGCCUUGGGCCCCUGCCACCCAUUUGGGAGACCCAGAUGAAGCUCAUGGCUUCGGCCUGGCCCAGACUCAGCUAUUGUAGGCAUCUGGGGAAUGAACCACUGAAUGGAAGAUCUCUCUCUCUGUCUCUCCUUCUCUCUGUAACUCUGACUUUCAGAUAAAAAUAAUUUUUAAAAUAAAGAUAGACUAGCCUUUAAGUGUAUGCAUUUGUACUUUAAAAUAAGAAAUAUAGCCUUUUAAAAGUAUUCUACCUUUCCCUCAGCCUAUAUCAGACUAGUAGAAUACAUGCAGAGAUCUUGAAAUGGGUCAAGUCCACCUUCACUGCUCCACUCCAGGUGAGUUCUUACACACUCCCAUGCACCUGGUAGAUUUUUUAAAAAUUAUUUAAAAUUUUCAUUUUUUAGAAAGAUUUUAUUUAUUUGAAAGGCAGAAUACAGAAUACAGAGAGAGAGAGAGAGAGAGAGAGAGAUCUUCCAUCUGCUGGUUUACUCUCCAAAUGGAGUAAAUGCUGGGGCUGGACCAGGCUGGAGCCAGGAGCCAGGAGCUUCUUUCGGGUCUCCCAUGUUGGGGCAGGGGUGUAAGCACUUGGGCCAUCUUCCGCUGCUUUCCCAGGCUCAGUAGCAGGGAGCUGGAUUGGAAGUGGGGCAGCAGGGACUCAAAACAAUGCCAAUAUAGGAUGCUGGCAUUGCAUGUGGUGGCUUAACCCUCUAUGCCACAGCACCAGUUCCCCAAGAUUUUUGUUUUUAUUUGAAAGGGCAGGGAGAGGCAGAGAGAAAAAGAGAGGUAGAAGAGAAAGGAGACAGGAGACAAGAAGGCAGAGACUUCCAUAUGCUGAUUAUUACCCAAAUGCCCCAACAGCUGGGGCUGGGCCAAGCUCAAGCCAGGAGCCCAGAAAUCAAGUGGAUCUCCUGUGUGUGUGGCAGGGAUCUGCUGUCAUUAACAGGAAGCUGGAAUUGGAAGCAGAGCUUGGACUUGAAUCUUGGUACUCAGACAUGGGUGAUAGGUGUCCUAAGCAGUGUCUUGACCACUGUGUGGAUAGUACCCUCCCCUGACCUGGUAGUAUUUGCAUUCUGUUUCUGAAAUUAGCUGCUGCCUUACAGAGGCUCAAGAACUUCAGACUUCUUAAGACAUCUCUCUUAUCUGACUCCUAGAGCACAUAAUCCAGCCUGUGUUUAGCAUGAAAAAAAAUGGUUAAAGCCAAUGUAUUAAAAUGUUUGCAUUGAAGGUUUUACAAUUUGUGUUCCUUUUAUACUUCUAUUCAUAUUCAGAUGAGAGUGUUUGUAACUUUUUUAGAGUUAGAAUUAUUGUAAAUUUCUUUGGAGGGGAAGAAGUAAUUUGUGCCGAGAAAUCAUUUAAUUUACAUGCUUUUGUUAACCAGAAGAAAGGCAGAAGACUAUUCUGGAUAUUCAAGAGUUGUACCUUCCAGUGCUGAAACCUUUUCUCAAGCUUUAUUGUCCUAAU
Lepus europaeus (European hare) is the source of this 4804-nucleotide messenger RNA. It is a transcript of the gene CBR4, whose product is annotated as carbonyl reductase 4. Gene Ontology annotation, biological process: fatty acid biosynthetic process. Lineage: Eukaryota; Metazoa; Chordata; Mammalia; Lagomorpha; Leporidae. The coding region runs from base 220 to 933 and encodes 237 amino acids. Gene Ontology annotation, molecular function: quinone binding; oxidoreductase activity, acting on the CH-OH group of donors, NAD or NADP as acceptor. The record is from RefSeq and is a predicted model, not a curated record. The transcript is spliced from 5 exons.